Molecule: messenger RNA, 990 nt
Organism: Odocoileus virginianus texanus
Lineage: Eukaryota; Metazoa; Chordata; Mammalia; Artiodactyla; Cervidae
Product: olfactory receptor 10H4-like
Biological process (GO): detection of chemical stimulus involved in sensory perception of smell; G protein-coupled receptor signaling pathway
Cellular component (GO): plasma membrane
Molecular function (GO): olfactory receptor activity; G protein-coupled receptor activity
Source: RefSeq, a predicted model, not a curated record
UCUUCUCCAAGGGAUCUUCUUGACCCAGAUGCAGCAUCCUUGUCUGGUCAGAACUACAGCACAGUGUCUGAAUUCAUCCUCAUCGGCUUCUCCAACUUCCCUCAGCAGCUCCUGCCCUCCUUCUUCCUGCUGUACCUGCUGAUGUACCUGUUCACGCUGCUGGGGAACCUGCUCAUCAUGGGCACCAUCUGGAGGGAGCACAGCCUCCACACCCCCAUGUACCUCUUCCUGUGUGCCCUCUCCAUCUCCGAGAUCCUGUUCACUGUUGCGGUCACCCCUCGCAUGCUAGUGGACAUGCUGUCCACCCACCGCUCCAUCACCUUUGUGGCCUGUGCCAGCCAGAUGUUCUUCUCCUUUACAUUUGGCUUCACCCACUCCUUCCUGCUCAUGAUCAUGGGCUAUGACCGCUACAUGGCCAUCUGCCACCCCCUGCGCUACAACGUGCUCAUGAGCCCCCGUGACUGUGCCCGCCUUGUGUCCUGCUGCUGGGCCGGUGGCUCAGUCAUGGGGAUGAUGGUGACACUGAUAGUUUUUCACCUCACCUUUUGUGGGUCUAAGGAGAUACACCAUUUUGUCUGCCAUGUGCUUUCCCUCUUGAAGUUGGCCUGUGGGAAGGAGACAGCCUCUGUCACCAUGGGUGUGAUCCUGGUCUGUGUCACGGCCCUGCUUGGCUGCUUAUUCCUCAUCAUCCUCUCCUAUGUCUUCAUCGUGGCUGCCAUCUUGAGGAUCCCCUCUGCCGAGGGCCGGCACAAGACCUUCUCCACCUGUGUCUCCCACCUCACCAUAGUGGUCGUGCACUACGGUUUUGCCUCCCUCAUCUACCUCAAGCCCAAAGGCUCUCAUUCUAUGGACAGUAACACGCUCAUGGCCACCACCUAUACGGUCUUCACCCCCUUUCUUAGCCCCAUCAUUUUUAGCCUCAGAAAUAAGGAGCUGAAGAACGCCAUACAGAGAAGCUUCCAUAGAACUUUCCACCCCCUAAGCUCCUGA